This is a messenger RNA of Pomacea canaliculata, 1225 nucleotides long. RefSeq names its product formyl peptide receptor-related sequence 3-like. Gene Ontology annotation, cellular component: membrane. Gene Ontology annotation, molecular function: G protein-coupled peptide receptor activity. The record is from RefSeq and is a predicted model, not a curated record. Bases 272 to 1225 code for a protein of 317 amino acids. Gene Ontology annotation, biological process: neuropeptide signaling pathway. Lineage: Eukaryota; Metazoa; Mollusca; Gastropoda; Architaenioglossa; Ampullariidae. The transcript has a single exon.
GACAUGAGGAGGAGGGAAUUAUUGGAGCCCCCGAUGUAAGUCUAAAGUAGAAAAAAAAUAUUGGCAAACAGCGAAACGUGCCCUGUGAUGAUUAACUUAAUAAAGAGAAUCAAAUAAUUCUCGCUCAGUCUCGGAGAAAAACGUUCGAUGUCGCAUCCUCAUAACUGCGAUAAAUAGCAAGAAACAUCGAUAACAGCAGAUCUGAUGCCACACGUCAGGUGCAGUGAGAGAACAAGUGGCGCCCUCUGCCAGUAAACAUGCGCUAACCAUCAUGGAAGGAACGACAACUGCCACCGCGGCGCACGACGUCAGCAAGGGGAGAGAAGCAUGUCUGAUCGUUCCCGAGGUGCAUUUCCUGCCCUGCACCAACUCCUCCAGCGUCAUGACCCUGCAGACCCGGGAGUUGCUGGAGAACGUGGUGUACGUCGGCCUCCUGCCCCUCCUCUUCGUCACCGGCACCCUCGCCAACACCCUCAGCCUCCUCAUCUUCCUCCGCCAGGGGCUGCGAGACCACGUGACCGCCACGCUGUUCUGCCUGGGCGUGGCUGACCUGCUGUACCUGCUGGUCAUCAGCCUCCGCUACAGCGAGAAGAUGGUGUCGCUGGUGCUGGGGUCGUGGUGGUACGACCUGUGGCUGGCGAGCCUGGUGCGGUACCGCCUGGUGGCCGUGCAGGCCGGCUUCUCGCUCGCCUCCAACUUCAUCAGCAUGUUCAUCGCCGUCGACCGCUGUCUCUGCGUGCUAUUUCCUCUGCACCUACAGCGCAUGCGCAUUAGCUUUAAGCACACGAUCAGCGUUGUGGUCAUAGGAUGCGUGGUGAACUGUCUGGGCAUUCAAAGCCUCGCUUUCAUGUACGACGUCACCUGCGCGGUAUAUGUCGGGAAGACGAUGAACACUACUGAUGUUAUCAUCACCCCGUCAACACUUUACAAAGACAACAAAAUGUUGAUGGACGUUCUCGAUGUCUUCAUCUUCUCCACACUGGUCCCCGGGGGCUCCCUCGUCAUCGUCGCCAGCUCGACCAUCGUGACAGCUGUGCAGCUGCGGCUGGCGGUCAGAUGGCGCAUGCAAGACCAACGCCUCUGCUGUAAGUGUCAAGGAGACGGCCCUGACCCGGAUGUUGAUCGUCAUUUCCGGUAUCUACAUCGUGUGCGUGGGUCCGCGGGUGCCGCUGUCGUUGCUGAGGCUGCUGGUACCAGGGUUUCAGGUGUGGGGGCGCCACUGUAA